Messenger RNA from Anisakis simplex (herring worm), 237 nucleotides. Lineage: Eukaryota; Metazoa; Nematoda; Chromadorea; Rhabditida; Anisakidae. The record is from the annotation of a GenBank genome assembly.
GUUCACCAACCCAGUGGAGGGGCCGAGGGUACAGCUUCUGAUGUUCUAAUUCGAGCGGAAGAAAUCGCGAGAUUAAGAAAACGCCUUAAUGAACUCUAUGCGAAACAUACUGGACAAGACGUAAAAACCAUUGAGAUGGCUCUCGAUCGAGAUAAAUUCAUGAGUGCUGAAGAGGCGAAAGAGUUUGGUCUAAUUGAUAACAUUGAAGUUAAUGCUCAAUCGAUACAAAAAGAAUAA